Setaria italica (foxtail millet) is the source of this 1578-nucleotide messenger RNA. RefSeq names its product PIN2/TERF1-interacting telomerase inhibitor 1. Gene Ontology annotation, molecular function: nucleic acid binding. NCBI's taxonomy places the organism in Eukaryota, Viridiplantae, Streptophyta, Magnoliopsida, Poales, Poaceae. Bases 104 to 1246 code for a protein of 380 amino acids. The record is from RefSeq and is a predicted model, not a curated record. Gene Ontology annotation, biological process: regulation of ribosome biogenesis. The transcript has 11 exons. Gene Ontology annotation, cellular component: nucleolus.
CCACUAGGGUUUCCCUCUCCGCCCCCCCUCCGGCAACCCAGGAGAGCGCGGCACCAUCCCGGCGGCGGCGAACGCCGCGACGACCCCACGCAGCGCAGGCGCCAUGGCUGCACCGGAGGCGUCCACAUGCUACGUAGGGAUCGCGCGGCAGUCCGCCGCCUUCCGCCUCAUGAAACAAAUGGGAUGGGAAGAAGGUGAAGGCCUUGGCAAAGACAAACAGGGCAUAAAGGGUCAUGUUAGGGUGAAAAACAAGCAGGAUACUCUAGGUGUUGGUGUAGAUAAUCCUCGUGACAAAUGGGUAUAUGAUACCACCCAAUUUGACAACAUACUGAAGAAACUGAAAGUGCAAUCAGCUAAUCCUAUUCAAGAAGAAACUGCAGCUGUAAGUGAUUCGCCUGACAGCACACCCAAGAAAGACAAACCAGCAAAUGAUGAAGUUACUAAAGUUACUCGACCUCAAGGAAGAUACAAGAAAAGAGAGAGGGGGAAAAGUGUGAGUUCUUAUUCAGCAAUAGAUCUUCAAGGCAUACUUGUACGCAAAAAUGAAGAUAAUUGCCAAGUGGAUCAGAAAGUUGAAUCUACAUGCUUGGAUGAACCUGAUCCUAUCAUCUGCCCAGAUGCUGUAUCCCAAGCUGAAGAUGUAAACUGGUGGGGCCACAAAUUUGGAUUUGUGUCAGGAGGGUUUCUUGGAGCAACAUCUCGUAAAAGAAAAUCUUCACGAAAAGAUCCUUCUAAUGUCCGCCAGACAUUUGCGGAGGAAGAUCAAGAAAAUCUGUACAACCUUGUUCAGGAUAAAGCUACUUCAGGCAAGCAGGGUCUUGGCAUCAAGGGCCUGCCAAUGAAAAUUGCUGGCCAUCGUUGGAAGGGAAAUAAAACUUCAUUUGGUGAUAGUGAUGAAGAUAGUUCAGCCCAAUCCGAUGAAUAUUCAGAAAUUGAAGAAGAUGACAAUGAGGAACAACCUGCCACUACUGUUGAAUUGAUUGACACAGAGAAGAAUACAGAUAAAGUAUUGCACGCGGACAUUAAAUCCAAAACCAAGGUCAAGAAACUUUGCAAAAGAAUACUUCGUGAGGCCCCAUCUCAGUCGAUGAAAUUGAAGGAUCUUAAGGUAGCUGUCGAAGAACGUUCAAAUGCUGUAUUCUCCAGCUUCUCUUGUAGACGUGAAGCUAUGUUGUUUCUGAAGAAGAAGCUUCAGGGGAGCAGGAAAUUCAACGUGGACGGCAAGAAAGUACAUCUUGUGUCUUGAAAGUGAAGCAGAUACGGAGUCUUGGGGCAGAGCAGUGCAGGGUUGAGGUGUCCGGUGCUCAUAUUUGUUGUUGCUUGAGAUUUGUAUCAGAAGUAGGACACAUUGAGCUCUGUAGUAUAGAUAAGGAAUCAAACCCUUUGCAGAUGCGGAGGUUGAAUUUUGCAAAAUUUUGUUAGGUGCAGAGCUGCUAAUCUAUAUGUUUGCAGUACAUUCGAUGUAUCUCUAGCUGUUCUUGCUGGGCCUUAGUCUACAAACCGCGGAAAUAUAAACCGGACGUGAUUGUGCUAUGUAUGCUACUUCUUUGCUUGCAAAUUGUUUUGCACGUUGCAUUA